Molecule: messenger RNA, 1608 nt
Organism: Cyphellophora attinorum
Lineage: Eukaryota; Fungi; Ascomycota; Eurotiomycetes; Chaetothyriales; Cyphellophoraceae
Product: Cytochrome 4d1
Exons: 2
Coding region: 1-1608 (535 amino acids)
Molecular function (GO): oxidoreductase activity, acting on paired donors, with incorporation or reduction of molecular oxygen; monooxygenase activity; heme binding
Source: RefSeq, a predicted model, not a curated record
AUGAGUGCCAGGAGUAAGUUUGAAUACAAUCCUUUCUCAACAUGGACGUUUUGGGCCACCUCAUCAGUAGCGGGCGCCUUCGUCCUCACAAGAUAUGAGAUUGUGCCGCCAUGGUUCAAGACCACAGCGUCGUUGUUGUUUCUGGCGCAAUGGUUCACAUAUUUGACGUACACCAUCGUCAUCUACCCACGAUUCGUCAGUCCCUUGCGACAUCUACCCGAACCAGAUGGCAACGCCUUCUUUUCUGGACAAUGGAGCAAGAUCGUGAAGGAGCCUUCUGGCAUUCCUUUGCGACGGUGGACGAAUGAAAUUCCCAACAAUGGCUUGAUCCGCUACCGCCAUCUCUUCAACCGCGAUCGAGUGCUAGUCGUAUCACCGAAGGGUCUUGCGGAGGUCAUGGUCACCAAAUCCUACGACUUUGUUAAGCCCGACUUCAUCGCUGCUGGGAUCGGCCGCAUCCUCGGAAUGGGCAUUUUGUUCGCGGAAGGCGACGAACACAAGAAGCAACGCAAGGCGCUUGGGCCAGCAUUCAACUUUCGCCACAUCAAGCAGCUCUAUCCGAUCUUCUGGACCAAAUCCGUUGAGAUGGUCGACGCGAUCAUCUCGCAGUCUAUCGGCGAGUGGGCGUCCCGAGCCACCCUCGACAUCAUUGGCGUAGCCGGCCUCGGCCAAGACUUCGAUUCUAUCGCAAAGCCAGACACCGAGCUCAACAGAGUCUACCGCGCAAUCUUCCAGCCCUCGCGCACAGGCCAGAUUCUCGCACUCCUCCAGUUCUUCAUCCCAUCUUUCAUCAUCCAAAACCUCCCCAUCAAGCGCAACGAAGACGUCAUGGCCGCCUCCAAAGUCGCCCGAGACACCUCGCAACGCCUGAUCGACCAGAAACGUCGCGCUAUCGCCGCCAAGCAAGAACUCUCGCCAGACAUCACCUCCAUUGCGCUCGAAUCCGGCGGCUUCUCUGACGAAGACCUCGUGAACAACAUGAUGACCUUCCUCGCCGCCGGCCACGAAACCACCGCUUCAGCCAUGACGUGGGCCCUCUAUUCCAUGUGCCAGCACCCUGAGACUCAAAAACGUCUCCGCGAGGAAGUCCGCCAGCACAUCCCCGAUCCGCAUUCUACAGCCAUCACCAGCGAGAUCAUCGACAACAUGCCCUAUCUUCACGCCAUGUGCAACGAAACACUCCGCAUGUGGUCGCCCGUCCCGCUCACGCUACGUGACGCAGCAGUCAACACGACCAUCCUCGGCCAGUUCAUUCCCAAAGGCACCAAAGUCAUUCUCUGCCCCUGGGCAGUCAACUUCUCCAAAGAGCUCUGGGGACCCGAUGCCGAAGUGUUCAACCCGGAACGCUGGCUCGCACCGGGGCAAGCGAAUGCAGGCGGGGCGCAAAGCAACUACAGCUUUCUGACGUUUCUGCACGGGCCGAGGAGUUGUAUUGGGGAGAAGUUUGCGCGGGCGGAGCUGGCGGCGCUGUUGGCGGCGUUUGUGGGAAAGUUUGAGGUUGAAUUCAGGGAUAAGGCGGAUGGGGAGCAUAUUCUGAUCAAGGGCGGCAUUACGGCGAGGCCAAGAGAUGGGUUGUGGUUGAAGAUACGGGAGGUUCCUGGGUGGUGA